AGAGAGAGAGAGAGAGAGAGAGAGAGAGAGAGAGAGAGAGAGAGUCAGUAGUUGCUCUGACAUUAUAGAGACUCCUACCACGUACUGUAGGUUACUUUUUUUCCUCCCGGCGACGUCCUCUACUAAGUUGCGCUCCUGGAUUUUAAGCGCGUCUUGGUGAAGUCCGUCCCCAGCAAGCAGCGGCUUCAACCCUCCUGCCACCCGGCCGGACCAAAGCACCGGCGGACAGCUUGUUGUAGCCUUUCAUUUACUUCCCCGGACCAGAUUUCAUGCGAAACAAAAUACGGAUGCUGGAACCUUUGAGUUGAUUGGAACAAAUAGAAAGCAGAAAAAAAGAGAUAAAGAAAGAGCAGAAGAGUGACGAGAAAGAAGAAGAAGGAGGAGAGUGAAGAAAGCAAAAAGUUCUUAAGAAAGAGGAGAGAAAGAAAAAGACGGGGACGAUGGGGAGGAAAAAGAUUCAGAUCACACGGAUUAUGGAUGAACGCAACAGACAGGUGACAUUUACAAAGCGAAAGUUUGGCCUGAUGAAGAAAGCAUAUGAGCUGAGCGUGCUGUGUGACUGUGAGAUCGCCCUGAUCAUCUUCAACAGCACCAACAAGCUGUUCCAGUAUGCCAGCACAGACAUGGACAAGGUCCUGCUUAAAUACACUGAGUACAACGAGCCCCACGAGAGCAGGACCAACUCCGAUAUUGUGGAGACGUUGAGAAAGAAGGGCCUAAACGGCUGUGACAGCCCAGACCCCGACGCAGACGACUCGGUCGGCCACAGCCCCGAGUCCGAGGACAAGUACAGGAAAAUAAACGAGGACAUUGAUCUGAUGAUCAGCAGACAGAGACUGUGUCAGGCCGUGCCGCCAUCCAACUACGACAUGCCCGUGUCCAUUCCUGUCAGCAACCAGAACAAUCUCAUCUACAGCCAUCCUGGCGGUUCCCUAGGCAACCACAACCUGUUGCCACUGGCACACCACGGCCUACAGAGAAACAGCAUGUCCCCCGGAGUGACUCACAGACCUCCCAGUGCAGGUGGCCUCAUGGGUGCUGACCUCACCACUGGCGCAGGCACCAGUGCUGGAAAUGGAUACGGGAACCACCGCAACUCCCCAGGUCUGCUGGUCUCUCCAGGUGGAAUGAACAAGAGCAUGCAGACUAAAUCCCCCCCACCGAUGAACUUAGGCAUGAACAACCGUAAACCUGACCUACGUGUGCUCAUCCCUCCUGGUGUCAAGAACAACAUGCCCUCCAUCAACCAGAGAAUAAACAACUCUCAGUCUGCUCAGUCACUGGCCACCCCUGUGGUAUCAGUAGCAACUCCCACUUUGCCAGGACAAGGCAUGGGCGGAUAUCCAUCUGCCAUCUCUACUUCAUAUGGUACAGAGUACUCCCUGAACAGUGCAGAUCUGUCCUCCCUGUCUGGCUUCAACAGCGGCAGCUCCCUUCACCUCGGCUCAAUGAGCGGGUGGCAACAUCAACAACUUCAGAACAUGCAGCAUUCAGCCCUCGGCCAGCUAGGAAAUUGCUCUAGCUCUCACUUAUGUCAGGGUUCAAAUCUGUCCCUGCCCUCUACUCAAAGCUUGCACAUCAAGUCCGAACCUGUUUCUCCUCCCAGAGAUCGCACCAGCAGCACACCGGGGGGCUAUGGUGGAGUACCGCCUCCUCAGAACCCCUCGUCCCGCCAGGACUCGGGACGCUCCCCUGUUGAUAGCCUGAGCAGUUGUAGCAGCUCCCACGAGGGCAGCGACCGGGACGAGCACAGGAACGAGUUCCACUCACCUCUGGGACUGUCCCGGCCCGCCCUGGAUGAGCGCGAGAGCCCCUCCAUCAAACGGGUGCGCCUGUCGGAAGGAUGGGCCACAUGAUAGCUCUGUCCUCUCCCCGGCAAGUGCCCAAAGUCGCCCUUAGCCCCCACGAUAACAACGCAGCGUUGCAAUGCCCCCCAAAAUCAACUCCCUUCUCUUCCUCCUUUCACUCCUUAUCAUGAGUCACUCACCGCCUGACCCCACGGCCUCUCUCCUUUAUUUCUAACGCUGAAGGAAAGAAAAGGGACCGCCCUUUUCAAAAAUAUGUUUAUUUUUUCUCCUUUUUUAUUUUAUUUUUGCUGAGUGUGUGUGUGUGCUAUACAUAUUGACAUUAUAUAAACCAGUGGGGUGUUGUACUGGGGGUUUGGGAGGGCAGGUGUUGGUUGGGAUGGGUUUCUGGGGGUAUUUUUGUUGGGGAACUAUGCAUAAAUUGUAUUGUGUGUGGCUAAAAGAUGCAUAUAUCUUUACACGUGUGUGUAUGUGUACAUAUAUGCAUAUCAACAAAUAGACAAAAAAAAUAGUCAGGUACUCUGUUUCAUAAAACGUACUUACACUUUGCCUCAGCGAUAUAUCAGAGUCAAGAGACAAAAAAGACAAAAAAAAACAUGAACAUGAGAGUGAGUGUGUUCAAUGGGAAACACCUUAGCACUUGAGUUGGACAGACAAUAAAUGUGUACAGUGUCAGUUUCAUUGCUAUAAACCUUCUCUGCAGUUCUCCCUUGCAAAAAUGUGUGUUAACAUUAGAUGAUGUCAUGUUGCAGGUUCAACGUAUUUAUGUAAAUAGAGGGUCGAGUGGGGAGGGCAGGGGUCAAAAAUUUGCCAGACAUUACAAGAUUUAUUUACUCACUAAAUGAAAAAGCUAUUAUGCAACAUUUGAAGGAUUGUACAGGUAAACAGGCAGCCCCAAUGCUAGACAUGUGGAAUCUUUGAUGAAGUUAGCACUCCUCUGAGAGACCGGAGCCGAGCGAGGACCACCCUUUGAUCUCAGAGCUACAUUAGCGUAAUCAAGACAACUCUGGAUCUAGUAUUAAUAUUCAGUGUUAAUAAAGAAAAAAAGAAAGAAAAAAACAAUUGUACGAUACACUUGCUUAUAUUUUCAUAUGAAAGGAAUACAAUGCAAAGCAUUUUGUGGCUUUUUGUAGUUUCUAUAAGCCAGAAUGUGUUUUUUGAUAGCUUUGCUAAUAAGAAUGGAUAGUUCGCCCAGAGGGGAAUCGACAGGGCUCUGAAGCCCUAAGCCAUGAAAACAGACUGGAGAUCCAAUGCUUUGCUGAACUGUUUUAUCUUUGUAGAGGUUUGUUUUUAAACGUGUAUUUCUAAUUAUAUAUAAUAAUGGUAAUAUUAAGAAUCUUUAAAAAAAUCUGUGAAAUUAACAUGCUUGUGUAUAGCUUUCUAAUAUAUAAAUAUAUAUACUAAUGAUUUUUGUUGGUUUCUUAGUGGAGUUUCUAUGUGCAGUUGCACAUGUUGUCUGGUUUGUUUCAUUUGAGCCCUGAACAGUGGCGUUCAGGGUGUAUUUAGUCUAACCUUAAAAAACCAGCUGGGAAACAUCGUCAGGGUUUGUGUGGCGGAGAAAAGAUGGGCCUGAAUGCUGAAAAACAAGCUGUUAGUGGAAAAUGUCAGGAGCUGGAACAGGGGACGACACAGAAAUAAAUGUUGACACAUGAUGGACAGGACUGUCAAACUGAUGAGGGAAUCUAGCUGACCCUAUACAAAACCAGAUACAUUGUGUAUUUUAUUCUGAAGCUGAAUAACACAAUUGAUAAUGUAAUAAGAUUUUUGGACAUUAUCAGCAUUCUGCUGCAUCUUAAUCCUAGCUUGUGUUCAAUUUAUGCACAAGCACACAACCAAUCUAAAUGAUUGUCUUCUGAAUUGCAUUCAUGUGAAACAAUUUGGCAUUGAAGUGCAUUGUGGGUAAUUAUCCUGAACAUUUUUACACCUGACUUGAUCCUGUGCCGUCCUGUGUCUCCUCAUGCUCCAGUCUCCAGAGCACAUUUCCACAUCCUUCAAACCACGUUCAGCAUCAGAGAAUACAGGGACAAAAGGAUGAUGCUGGUAGGAAGAAGCACAAUUUGUUUAUUUGAAAUAAAUAAAUAGCUGUUUUGAUUUUAUCUUUUAUAAAAACAAUGAAACUAGCCACAUAUCUCUCUGCCUCCCACUCCGUAUCUGCUGUCACUUAAGUGUUUAUGAUAUUUCUAUGUGCAUAUUUCAUGCAGGUUCACUAUGUUGUUACUGUAACAGUCCUGUGUAGUCAAACAGGGGCAGAGCCUCUAUAAUGGUGGUGUUCUUCUUCUUCUCUUUUUUUUUUAAAACUCAAUAACAAAAGGUUGAGAAAAAAAUAAACAUGAUGUUUCAGGCAGCAACAGUGUGGAGAAACCAAAGCCAGUGGCAUUUCUGUGUUGUAAACUCAACUUUUAUUUUCACAUUCAUUUAUGGUUUUGCAAGCAUUGAAACAAGACAAUAAAAGAAUUUGUCUCAAAUGUA
Molecule: messenger RNA, 4274 nt
Organism: Notolabrus celidotus (New Zealand spotty)
Lineage: Eukaryota; Metazoa; Chordata; Actinopteri; Labriformes; Labridae
Gene: mef2cb
Product: myocyte enhancer factor 2cb
Exons: 10
Coding region: 441-1856 (471 amino acids)
Biological process (GO): positive regulation of transcription by RNA polymerase II; cell differentiation
Molecular function (GO): protein dimerization activity; DNA-binding transcription factor activity, RNA polymerase II-specific; RNA polymerase II cis-regulatory region sequence-specific DNA binding
Source: RefSeq, a predicted model, not a curated record